AUGAUGAGAAUCGUGUUUUUUGCUUUGAUAUUGUCGACAACGUUUGUACACGCCGACGAUCCGAAGGAAUUGGUGGAUUGUGCAAUCAAGGCAGAUUGCGAUGAUGAUGAAUACUUAAAUAUUGAUUUAAAUGGCACCGAUUUAUCGGUAUCAUCGAUCUCCAAACUUGUGCCUCAACUCAUCGCUGGAAAAUCGCAAAGUACCAAAGUCAACCUCAGCCUAAUCGUGCUCUCCAUCAACUACUCGCUAUAUUUUGAGCUUAGUGCUUGGUCUUUUGAUAACAGCAUUGAAACGACAGCUGCCAGCAUCCUAUCAAUAAGCACUACAGCAUUGGAAGCUGGAGUAUCAGGACAAGUCAUGAAAAUCGCGUUCAAUAUCAAUAAUGAAGCUGCUCUAUCGGUCUCUUCCUGUAGUCUACUGUCUGAUGUGGGCACAAUCUACUUGCGAGUGACGACGUUAACCAACUUCAACUGUACUAUCACCCCCACUUCCCUACCUAUGGCCGGGAAUUAUUCCUUACAAUGUGACGUGAAAGUGGAUGGCGAAUCAAUGACGUUGGUAUAUCCAAAAGUUAUUCGAGUAGAAGAGGCACACGAGACUUCACCGGCCGCGACAACGCAAGAAAGCACGACAACAUUGUCUCCGACCUCAACAACCGCUUUUUCAUCUACCUCCACGAGUCAUGCUGCCUCUCUCGCAAUGAUGAAAUUUAACAACGAUCUGCUUGGCUUGACAAUAACUACAGGCACUAAUGAAACAUUCCCAGUUGGAAAUUUUAAUUGUACAACGGUUAUUGCCGAUCCAGCUCGGCUUGGUGUCAACCCGUCUUGUAUUGGAAUGAGAGACUACAUGCUCGUCACCUUCGGCACCGGAGCCACUCUAAUGCCUGGGCAGCAGAUGACGCUAAGAACCUCCAUUUUCACAUCCCAAUAUUACGCCGUAAUGCCGACACUUAUCGUCCAGGGCCCGGACAAUGCGACAGCUCCAAGUUUUGUUGUUGAUGCCCCUUCUACCGUAACAACUUGCCUCCCCAGCUUCAACAUAAACCUAAAGCAGCUAUCAGGGCAUGGUGGACGGGAUUUGACGUUUAGCUGGAGCUCGAUUGCUGGCCAGUCCGCAUCCCUGUUGUCAUCUGCACUGGCCGCAAAUUCGGGGCGCAACAUCACAAUCCCGACUUCAAAUAUGUCCGGAAAUACCACGUUAGCUGUGACGGUUUGCAACUAUCUCCCAAAAUGUCGUACUGUUGACAAUAUCACAGUGAUGAUAGAUACGAAUGCAGUGGCGGUGUUCGACAUGGAGAUUUCUGGUUCCGAGCUCGUCUAUCCGUCAAUGCGUAUUUUAUUAGAAGGAGUUCCCGCCUUUACAUAUUGCGGGGCCAAAUCAGCUAUUUCACCUUCGGAUACACAUUACACCUGGUAUGAGAACGGGACCAUGAUUGCUCGUACCGGAAAUUAUCGGAUUGCUCCGUUCCGCUUUGCUGUUGGAGACGUGUUUGCCGCCGCACCUAUAGUCGUUGUUCUCGAUUCUUCCCAACUUACUGUUCCUUCAAACCAACCAUUCACCAUUGACGCCAGCAAAUCGUACGAUCCCAAUACAGUGGAAGGAAUUAUCGGUCACUCAUGGUCAUGCUUCAAUCUCACCUCCAACACGUCUUGCCUAAUGCAAUCUCUUGUAAACUGGAACACACAAAAGCUCUAUGUCCCCGCAACGUAUUUGACCGAGGAAAUGAGCUUUAUCUUCACCGAUUCGCUAAAUGCAUCUGGGCUGAACGCGACGGGUUCUACGACAGUAUCUGUUAUCAAAGCCAACACGCCCAAGAUUCGCUUUGUCGCCUUUACGAAACCGAAAGUAAACACUGGAGAUUACAUAAGAAUCCAAGCUUUUGUGAGCAGCACUGUUGGAGCGCUAAAUACGUCCUGGUCGGCCGUUACCAGCGAUAAGUAUGGGUACCUCAAUCUUCAAGCCAUCGUCUCGCAAACCUGGAAGACGUUCCCGGAAGAUGCCACUCAAUUAGCAUCAGAAGUUUUGGUUUCGCUGACGAUUCCACCGGCUGGGGCCAAUGCAAGCUGGCUAGGGCUACAGUCUGGCACAAAGUAUGCAGUUCUACUGUCUGCCUCAAAUGAUGCUGGCGCGGCAUCAAGUGUUUUUGAAUUCUUAACAAAUUCUGCACCAAUCCCUGGGACGCUUGAGAUCACACCGCCUGGCGUGAUAACUGCUCUAACGGAUCAAAUAAUGUUUGCCAUGGGUGAUGACUGGAUCGAAGACGAUAAGCCGCUAUUAUUCAGAUUUGGGCUGAAGACACUAAAUAUUGACAACACCUCGGAGCUAACGUGGACUACACAAUCUAUGAAUUCGCAGCACUCCACCUAUCUGGCAUCUGCCGGCGCUCCUCCAAAUGCUGGAUGUAAUCUCAGAAUAGCCUAUACUGCAUUAAUGGAAGUUUGUGAUCAAUAUUCCGCAUGUACCACUAUCGAAUCCCCACAAUUUACCGUCGUCCCUCCGAAGAAUUUGUCGGUAUGUGUGUCCAAUCUUUUAAAUGCUAUUGCUUCGGAUAUGGUUAAUGAAAAUGUCUAUCCGGCACUGGAAAAAUUGGAAGCAAUUACCGAUGAGCAAUGCAAUAUCAGCUUGACACCAGAUACAAGUAGCCGAAUUGCUCUGGCAUUGUUGGAUAAUUUGGAUGAUUCCAGCUCAAACGAGGAAUACCGACAAGUUCUCGACUCGGUGACCCAACUGCUUGGAAGCGUUGAUAGUUCUGUAAUGCAACUGAUGUCAACUGCGAUAAGCCGCUACCAAAUGCGCCUAAUGCCGACCGUAACCAUACCGAGUACACGAAGAAAACGCGAUGUAGCUGUAACCUCAACGAUAGACAAUAAUGAUGCGGAUAUGCUGGCCAUUUGGGAUCGUAUGCUGCAGAAUGGCCCGACCACUAUCUCCACCUAUUUUCUAACGAUUGAGAGCAUUUUGACAAAUUAUUGCACUCAACUUGAUGACACGUCAGAUCGACUUUUGACUGCACAAGGAGAAAAAUUCACAUUUGUGCAAGCGCAAGCAUUGGGGGCAUCGGAUCCAGCUAUGAUCAACCAAAGUUUUGCUCUAGCCGGACCGAAUCCGGAGAAAAUUAUAAAAUUCGACGAUUUGUUCCGCACAAAUUUUGCUAGUUGGAACUGCGAUGAUGGGUCGACUCUGUGUGACUACGCUUGUCUAGCCUCAGCCAAUAUUCUCUCUUCUUUGUUUUCAAUAAACGCCAAUUUCUCCUCAUAUUUCUUUGAUCACCAAUAUUCAUUUUUAACGGCUAAUAAGUCGGCUUCAAAUAUUUAUCGGGUGUCAAUCAAAGACCCGAUUAGUGGUUCCGACGUCAGUUUGAUUGGUUCUUAUACAAUUCUGGUCCCAUUGACGUCCUAUAAGCCAUCGAAUUAUUAUAAUUGCUUCAUCUUCGCCUCAAGCACGUGGAACCAAAAAGUGUGCUCCUCUGGGAACUUUGCCACGGUAAUUUCGGGAAACAAUUAUCUAUCGUGUACUUGCACAGCUACCGGCAUAAUUGGGGCCUUUAUCGUCAACCCACCAAAUCCGACCCCGGUACCUAACUAUAAUGAAAUUUUGAUCGAAUUCUACCUGAGUCCAAAUACAACCACUCUCACGACAGCAGCCGCUACAACAUUCUUAAAUCGACUGUCCGUCGCUUCUGGAAUCGAUCGCACGCGUUUUGUAGAGCCACGAAAUUCACAGGGAAUGAUUGGAGGUGUGCUGCGUCCGCCCUUCUCGCCUGACCAAUUAACCAAUGCUUAUGCAAUCCAAGCCAUUCUCCGGGCAGUUGAUCCGGCGUCAGGCCAAAAACUGCUCGAUUCAAAUGCGAAAAUUGCCAACACUACCUGGACGGCAAUACAGCGAAAUCUCACUGGGGACACAAAUGCCCGAAAAAUUAUUUCUAAAAUUGACAAAUCCUAUUCGACAGUCGUUGGCAAUAAUACAAGUCUAUCAUCGAAAUGGGUCACGAUUAUAGCCCAGACUUUGCGAAUAUCGGAAUAUCGCAUUAAAAAUGCCCAGAUAUUUCAAGGAAUUGUUUUUAAUUUUACUUUAACCGUGCCAUUUGAUUCUGAAACUGAGCCAUUAACAGCUGAGGAAAUAUCCGUGAUGUUGCUCGAAUCAACAGAAUAUGGCGAACUAACGCUGACUUCCGCCAUGGGAGAUGUUAUUGCUUUACCUGCACUUACACAAUCAGAUGUUGUGAUAUUAAUGGUACUUGAAUCUUCAAACGCGCUGGCUAUCGGAAUCGUGUCUAGCAUAUCAUUAGCAGUCGGCUUGGCUACGAUUUAUGUUUUUGGGGCCGUAUAUAUGAAGCUGAGGACGGAUAAGCUGAUUCAGGAGGAAAGGGAGCGGGUAUUGAUGGCUACUCCUACAGUACCCCCACCCCCACAGUAUCCUAUGGCUGUCGAACAACCUCCACAUUUGCCCGGCAAUACUGCCCAGCGUCGUCGCGGUCGAAAUGUUUCUGUCAGACAUCGA
This is a messenger RNA of Mesorhabditis spiculigera, 4503 nucleotides long. NCBI's taxonomy places the organism in Eukaryota, Metazoa, Nematoda, Chromadorea, Rhabditida, Rhabditidae. The record is from the annotation of a GenBank genome assembly.